Messenger RNA from Lates calcarifer (barramundi perch), 1133 nucleotides. It is a transcript of the gene polr2c, whose product is annotated as RNA polymerase II subunit C. Gene Ontology annotation, biological process: DNA-templated transcription. Gene Ontology annotation, cellular component: RNA polymerase II, core complex. Gene Ontology annotation, molecular function: protein dimerization activity; DNA-directed RNA polymerase activity. The transcript is spliced from 9 exons. NCBI's taxonomy places the organism in Eukaryota, Metazoa, Chordata, Actinopteri, Centropomidae. The record is from RefSeq and is a predicted model, not a curated record. Bases 100 to 927 code for a protein of 275 amino acids.
AGAGAGCGGUACACAUUUCCGUGAAGGCCUUCAAGCAGAAGCAGCGGCUGUGGAGUGUGGGAACGAGUUAUCAAAGUUAAUUGUUCAUUAAUUCCAAUAAUGCCGUAUGCUAAUCAGCCGACGGUGAAAAUUACAGAACUGACAGACGAAAAUGUCAAGUUUGUCAUUGAAAACACCGACUUGGCGGUUGCAAAUUCUCUCCGCCGUGUCUUUAUGUCAGAAGUUCCCACCAUAGCGAUUGACUGGAUCCAGAUCGAUGCCAAUUCAUCAGUACUGCAUGAUGAGUUCAUUGCCCACAGAGUUGGUCUCAUACCUCUCACCAGUGAUGACAUUGUGGACAAAAUGCAGUAUUCUAGGGACUGUACCUGUGAUGAUUUCUGUCCAGAGUGCUCUGUCGAGUUGACCCUGGACGUCCGAUGCACAGAAGAUCAGACGCGUCAUGUCACCUCACGUGACCUUUUGUCCAACAACCCCAGAGUCAUCCCAGUGACUUCCAGGAGUCGAGACAAUGAUCCUAAUGACUACGUUGAACAAGAUGACAUUUUGCUGGUGAAGCUUCGUAAAGGCCAGGAACUGCGACUCAGGGCAUAUGCCAAGAAAGGCUUUGGGAAGGAGCACGCCAAGUGGAACCCAACAGCAGGCGUGUCCUUUGAGUAUGACCCAGACAACGCACUGAGACACACAGUCUACCCACGACCUGAGGAGUGGCCAAAGAGUGAAUACUCCGAGAUUGAGGAGGAUGAGGUUCAGGCUCCCUACGACCCCAAUGGAAAACCGGAAAGAUUCUUUUACAACGUGGAGUCAUGUGGCUCUCUACGACCAGAGACCAUCGUCAUGUCAGCGCUGGCUGUUCUCAAGAAGAAGCUGAGUGACCUGCAGACCCAGCUGAGCCACGAGAUCCAGAGCGACGUACUCACCAUCAACUGAGGCCAUCUGAACAGACCAGGACUUUCCUUCACACAGCUUUGUAAUGAUCAGAGAGCUGAUUUUAGGAAGUCACAUGGCACACAUCCUGGUCAAGGUCAGUGUGCGAGAGGGAUUUAGUUUUGUUGUUAUCAGUGUAAUGCGUAAAACAUUGGAUUAUUAUUUUGUUCAUGUUUAUGUUAUCUUUGAAAUAAAUCUGUUUUUGAAGA